UCCCUUUCACUUUAUUACUACUUUUUAUCACUUACCUUACUAUGAACAACACCGAAGCAAAUAACAACACUUCCAACAACGCACGUGGUCGCGGUCGUGGUCGUGGAAAUGGACGUGGAGGUAGACGCGGACGUGGUAAAGACACUGGCACCUUUGUGUUUGUUGUGGACCCUAUUUUUCAGCGCAACGCCACUCCUGUCAACAACAGCAACGCUCAAACUGAGAACAACAACGCUAAUGUCGAAGAUGACAAUGAGCCUUCACGGCCAUACAACGUAUGGCCUGAGGUUGCAAUUUGUAUCCUUCUUGAGAUUAUGGCAGGCACUUAUAGUCACUUGUUGAGAAGAGGAGAUACUUCUUUAAAGCAGCUUAUCUGGAUACAUUCGGCAGCUUUGUUAAAAGAAAAGAUUAUUGAGUAUGCAAACACCGAUGAAAUCAGGGCUUUUGUAGCAAAUGUCACGCCAGUCAGUAUGCAACGCAAGUGGAAAGAUAUGAAAAAUAGAUUCACCAAAGCAAGAAAUGCAGCAAGAGAAACAGGAGUCGAUGGAACUGUCUCCAACGUACCAUACUACGAAGAAAUUGCGAAGAUCAUUCAGGAUAAUCCUAGCAUCCAACCUGAAGGCAUCAACAUGGAGGAAAAUGGCAUUCGACCUUAUAGAAGAUCAAACGACAUUGAUUUGAUGAAUUCAAUUGGAUCCGAUGGCCCCAAAACUACGUACGUGGCACCUACGGAAGUCGAUCAACUUGUGAUCCAAAAAGCAUUGACCGAUCGAUACGCCACUGAGGAUCCUGUUGAUCCUGAAGGAUCUUCAGUACCAUCAUCCACAUCCGCACCCACACCCACACCCACUGAUCUGAGACCUGCUGGGCCUACACCCACUGAACUGGUUAUUGCGGUAGAUGAAACAGAAGCUGUGUGGAGAUCAUCUUUGAAACGAUCUAUUGAAGCAUUGGAAGUGGUUUUGAAAGAAAAGGAACGGGAAGCUCAAAAUAUUAAAAAAAAAAUAAACGUAUUAAAGGAACAGUUAUAAUACUUUCCUAUCUCUGUAUGUUCAGGAC
This is a messenger RNA of Mucor mucedo, 1059 nucleotides long. RefSeq lists its product as uncharacterized. Bases 42 to 1031 code for a protein of 329 amino acids. Lineage: Eukaryota; Fungi; Mucoromycota; Mucoromycetes; Mucorales; Mucoraceae. The record is from RefSeq and is a predicted model, not a curated record. The transcript has 3 exons.